Molecule: messenger RNA, 3577 nt
Organism: Topomyia yanbarensis
Lineage: Eukaryota; Metazoa; Arthropoda; Insecta; Diptera; Culicidae
Product: probable protein phosphatase CG10417
Exons: 6
Coding region: 580-2724 (714 amino acids)
Biological process (GO): protein dephosphorylation
Molecular function (GO): protein serine/threonine phosphatase activity; cation binding
Source: RefSeq, a predicted model, not a curated record
UAUCAGUACUCGUCACUUUCGUAAAAUCAAUGUGGUUAUAGCCGCGUGAAAACCAUUUCUAAUGCACUUCGGUUUAUUUUAAAAAGUGAAUUGUUAUCUAUACACAUAUCUAUUGUUGCUAUAAAAUUGGGUUGAGUAAAUCAGUUAAUGAAUUGCAUGGAUUAAUCAAAAUUUGACUUAUUGUGCUCUAAUUUUUGAAAAUUGCACCGGCUGCUUGCAAGGGGUCCGUUCUGUGUUACUUCGCGAGAAACCAAUAAUCUGCAUGUGUGAGUAAAAGAAACGAUCGACGAGUCACUCCGCGUGUUUGCGGUAGUGUAAAGAGGACGGGCGCUGAAAUUGGACGCGAAGCUAGCAGCAGUGUUUUCUGCCAUCGCCGCCGUCGUGGAAAUUUGCGAAAAAGUAAACCCGCUGAAUUUGCUGAAUGUACGCCACCGAGAAACGGGAUAGUUUUCUCUUUUGAAGUGCAUCAUCAACCGGAAGUUUCAGGUGUUGGAUUGCAGAUAUUUGUUACUUUAUCCAGCAUUGGAACUAGGUUGGAUCAGGAAAUUUGUUAUUUCUCAAUUAUUGCUGUAAGCCAAAAUGGGCGCGUAUCUUUCGGAACCGCUCACGACAAAGGACUCUAGUGACGAGGCAAAUGACGUUCUAGGGACCGGUUCCAGCUCGAUGCAAGGCUGGAGAAUUAGUCAGGAGGACGCUCAUAACUGUAUACUGAACUUCGAUGAGAAUACAUCAUUUUUCGCUGUGUACGAUGGGCAUGGUGGUUCGGAAGUUGCACAAUACUGCAGCAUGCACCUACCAACCUUUCUGAAAACGCUGAGCUCGUACAAAUCAAAGAACUUUGAGCAAGCUCUCAAGGAUGCUUUUAUUGGGUUUGAUGCAACUUUGUUGGAAGACAAAAUAAUUGAGGAACUAAAGAAGUUGUCGGACAAAACCAACGGGGAGGAAGCAGUCGAUGACGAUGAGGAUGAAGAGGAAGACGAUAAUGUUGACGAUCUGUGCAAGGAGGCUUGUAUGCCACUUAACGAGGUUCUACAGAUGUAUAAAAAGGAUAAAAAAAAUCCAGCACUCAACAAAAUCAAGGAGGGCAACUGUUCUAAGCCGUUGUCACCAUUUCUAAAGGGUAAGCGAAAAGGAUUACUUUCUGAGGAAGCCAGUGACGAGGCGGGACCUAGCUCUAGUAAUGCCGAUGCCUCCCCAUCUGGAUCAUCCUCUGCAGAAGCCGAUGUGAGCAGCGACAAGAAAACUGGCAUUCCAGAUGCAGCUGAUUCCACUGUUAGUAGCUCAAGCAAUAAAACCGAUGAGACUUUGCAGAAACCAGAAUCAUCAUCUACAUCUGAUGCAACGGUAGCAGAGCAAGAUGAUGAGAUCAGUGAUACUGAUGGUAUUGUGCCUGUCAAAAUAACUAAAGAGGAAUGCGCUCCUGAUAGUUCAUCUUCGUCGAAACCAGACGAAGAGGCCAAGCCGAACGUUGAACAAGUGAAAUCUUCAACACCUACCGUCAACGGCGAUCCUGCCGAGUCAGGAAAUAAAUCUACAGUUUCAUCGUCUUCAGCUGCAAAUCAGGAAAACGGAGUCGUUUCAAGCAAUACAAGCGCCGGCAGCAGUGGUAAUUCCGAUAUUGCAGGUUCAUCAGCUGCAAGCAAGAGUGGAGCAAAGGUAGUUAGCUCUUCACCAGGAUCAUCAACAUCGUCUCCCGCCGUCGCCAGUAAUGGCCCAAACGCGGUGGAUGAUGACUCCGAAGAAGAUGAUACUGAUACAGAUGAAGAAUUUCCCCCAGUAGCCGACGCCAACGAGACUUCGAGCACUGAAGAUGGCGAAGAAGAUCCCUAUUGUGAGGAAGCAAGCGAAGAGGAUGAGGAAGAUGAUGAUCUCGAGUAUAAUGAAGAUGAAGAGGAGUACAUGAACGAAGCGGAUGAAGCCUUCAUGAACAAUAUCACCGACGAACCGGGCAAGGAUAGCGGUUGCACUGCUGUUGUCGCACUUCUUCACGAUAAAGAAUUGUUUGUGGCUAAUGCCGGUGAUUCAAGAUGUGUUGUUUGUCGCGAUGGGAAAGCUCUGGAAAUGAGCUUUGAUCAUAAACCGGAAGAUCAAAUUGAGUUUGAUCGGAUACAGAAAGCUGGCGGUCGAGUAACGUUGGACGGUCGCGUUAAUGGUGGACUGAAUUUAUCUCGCGCAAUCGGUGAUCAUGGUUACAAGAUGAAUAAGAAGCUGCCGCCAGAGGAGCAGAUGAUCUCUGCCUUGCCAGAUAUCAAACAAAUUACCAUUGGACCAACAGACGACUUCAUGGUAUUGGCCUGCGACGGGAUUUGGAACUUUAUGACAAGCGAUGAUGUCGUUGAAUUCGUACAAGAACGAAUCCGGGACCCUACGAAGAAAUUGUCUGAAAUCUGCGAAGAAAUGUUUGAUUACUGCUUAGCACCGCAUACGAAGGGUGAUGGGACCGGCUGCGACAAUAUGACAGCGAUCAUCGUUCAAUUCAAGCCAAACUUUACUGGUUCGGCUUCGAGGAAACGAGCUGCUUCGACAGAAUCAGAGAUCACUGAAGAUUGUAAGAAAGCAAAAACAGAAGCGGGAGCCAGUUCAACAACCGGCGGAAAGGGAAGCAGCUGUAAGACAACAACCACAAGCAGUUUCGACGAAAAGGAAGCAGCCGCUGCGGUAGCUUCUAUCGAAUCUAGCUCACCAAUGGACAGCAGCGAUAAUACAGCUUCGUCAUCGACGUGAAUCCGUAACUCGUACAUACACACUGACAAUUUCAUCUCUUCGUUUUUUCACAAUCCCAGUUAGUUGAUCCGUUUCCAUAACCUUUUCUCCAUUUAUUUUGAAUUGAAACAUAGUUCGUACGUUCUGUUUCUACUCAUUCAUUUAGGAAUGAGCUAUCUCAUUGUGUCAUCACAUUGCCCAUUAAUUCUUCUUUCAAGAAAAGUUUGUCAAUUCUAAAUUGUUCACUGUUAAACAUACCCAUGUGUAGUAACGUGUAAGAUUAAUAUUGGAAUAUAGAAUAUGAGUAAUUGUAGUAAGAUACAUUCACACACACUUAACGAACACUAUUAUUGCUUAUGUUCAGUAUUUGGAAAAGUAGGUACCAAAAUUUUCAAAAACUAUGUAGGUAUUGCAGAUUCUAUUUUAUUUUAAUCAUACAACUACCAACUGAAAAAAUCACGUGAAUAGCACGCGUAUUGGUUGGUUAGCAAUUUUUAAGUAAUUGUAUUAAUGCUGGCGAUCAAAUAAUCUGAACUCUAUUUGUUUGUGAAGUCAAAAGGACAAAAUUUUACAACAUUGAAUAAGCAGUGUAGAGCCGAUAACAUAAAAAUAAACAGCACGCAUCUGUAGUAAAUAUUACGUGUAGACCAACGGCUCGAGUAAAUUUUCCCAGCUCUUGUAAAUAUUACUUGAACGGUUCUUGGUUACACUGGGAUGCAAAAAUUGUGUCGUAGCAUGUCGUCGAAAAGUUGGAACUAAUUUAACAACAAACCGUAAUGGUAGACAGGAAUUCAAAGUAUGUUCUGCCCCUGCUAUAAGCGCUUCAUUAAAAUUGUAGUGUAUUUGAAAAAGGGCAAUAAAGUGUUCUAAUCUA